GGAUACUGUAGAUGGAGCAAGCUUCAUUAACACGUAUUAAAACUCUCACAAUUUUUCCUCAGGAAACACAAACAACAACAACAACGAAGACAUUUUUCAGCUUCCUACUAUUCUAGCUAGCAAUACAACAAUAUACUCAACCCUCUUUCUAUCCCUCUGGCAUUCUUCAAAUAAAUCUAAUCGACAAUGACAUUGACAACUACGACCAACAACUCCGCCAUGCGCCAUACCAAUAAGAGGUCCCUUGGCCUCUUGGUUGCAAUGAUUGCAACCAUGAAUUUCCAAGCUGUCUCAGCAUGCUCAGGCUUCGUGAGCUACAAUCUCGGUGGUGGCACUACUAGGCUGACUUGGCUGGAUGACAGUAACAGUUUCGAAGUGGCUGGAGGUGGAACAACCACCUGUUCUGUUUCUGGAAAUUGUGACUAUGGAAUGCUCCAAAUUGUCUAUGGUGAUGAUGUGGGGGGCUCCAAUGCCUUCAACGGAGCUUCUGGCUCUGUAGGUUCUCUUCAUGGCAGUGCAGCCAAAAGCUGUGACUUUUCAGUAACCAUGAGUGAUUCCAAUGAUGCCACUACUUUGGGCUUGUCCUUUGAGUACAUUAGCAUUGGGGGAGGAGAUUUAACCCUUCAAUGUACAUGUACCAAUCCACCCAAGAAUACUCCCGCCAGUCCUCCUCCAAGUGCACCGGGUGGUGGGUCCAGCUGUUUCUCAGAGUCCGCAACUGUGCAAGUGGAAAAUAAAGGACCUGUUUCAAUGAAAAAUCUCCAGGUGGGUGACAGAGUCUUGACAGGGAGCAGCCAAUACCAACCAGUGUACAGUUUUGGGCAUCGCCAUGAAGAUCUUGAGGGAACCUUCUACCAAAUCUACACAGAGAGACAUCACGCUCCAUUGGAAAUGACUGGUGGCCACUUGAUCUUUGUGCUGGACAGUGAAAAUCAGCCCCAGUCUGUUCGAGCUGAUACAGUUAAGGCUGGGGAUCGUGUGCUAGAAAAUGAAAGUCAAGAUGAAGACGCGCACCCAGCCCUUGUCACAAAGGUUGCGGCUACUCAGAAGAAAGGAAUGUACAUGCCAUUGACCCCUGAUGGAUCCAUCAUUGUCAAUGGAAUUCUGGCCUCUACAUAUGUCUCUCUUCAAGACCAAGCUCCUGUUGUUGUGGACAACUCCAAACUUUUCCCAUUCUUGACUGAAGACAAGAUUUUGCAUUUGUAUAUGUCCCCUCUCAGAAUGUUGUGUCUUGGAGUGUCCUCCAAUGCUUGCCAAUUCUUGGAAAGCAGGGAUGAAGAAGGCGUUCAUUUCUACUUGGUGGCGGGAAGGAGCCUAGCUGAAUUUGCCGAUAUUCAGGGUUUCUUUGUUCAAGUGUUUCUGAUUGGAAUUCCAGUCUUUCUGAUGUUUGCCUUCUUGAACCUUUUGGAAGUGCUCCUUGGUGGACCUGCUCUAGCUCCCUUUGUGUGCUUUGCGGCCAUUACCCUUGGAGGUUGGGUUGUCAACAAGGCCCAUGGCAUGACCAGGAAAAGUCAGGAAUCAAGGAAGAAGUUGGAAUGAACCUGAAAAACAAUGACUCCUGGAGAGAGAAUUCUGAAAAAACUAUCAUCCCUUGGGAAGAGAAAGAUCCAUUGUGCAUGUCUAGUUGCUAGCCAGUGUAUAUUUUUAUUGUAUUGCAAAAGUAAACCAAAAACCAUGAUUCAGAUUCGUG
Messenger RNA from Seminavis robusta, 1690 nucleotides. The record is from the annotation of a GenBank genome assembly. Lineage: Eukaryota; Bacillariophyta; Bacillariophyceae; Naviculales; Naviculaceae.